GGUGAUGCCAUGCCAGAAUCCACUAGCAAUAGAUUGCAGGACAGUACGAACCCAUAUUCCUGCUUCGUCAACUGGUCAGGUGUUUAAAGAAGGUGCUGAUUGUUCAGUAGAAGGUGGACUGGUGUGUGUCAACAAUGAACAAAGACCAGGUUCUCGAUGUCUUGACUAUGAAAUUAGGUUUCUUUGCCCAAUGAAUACACCAACAGCGUCCUGGUCUUCAUGGAUAGACAGAGAUGAUGCUAGUGGCACUGGUGAUUGGGAGGAUAGGGAGAGCCUCGAAAAGGGACUGGGUGCGGUGAUGCCAUGUCAGAAUCCAAUAGCAAUAGGAUGCAGGACAGUAGGAACCCAUGUUCCUGCUUCGAGAACCGGUCAGUUGUUUAAAAGGGCUUCUGAUUGUUCAGUAGAAGGUGGACUGGUGUGUGUCAACAAUGAACAAAAACCAGGUUCUCGAUGUCUUGACUAUGAAAUUAGAUUUCUCUGCCCAAAGUAUACCCCAACAGCGUCCUGGUCUUCAUGGAUAGACAGAGACGACCCAAGUGGCACUGGUGACUGGGAGGAUAGAGAGAACCUCGAAAAGGGACUGGUCCAUGCCAUGUCAGAAUCCAAUGGCAAUAGGAUGCAGGACCGUAGGAACCCACAUUCCUGCUUCGAGGACUAACCAGGUGUUUAUGUCAACAGCUGACU
Messenger RNA from Owenia fusiformis, 684 nucleotides. Lineage: Eukaryota; Metazoa; Annelida; Polychaeta; Sabellida; Oweniidae. The record is from the annotation of a GenBank genome assembly.